Molecule: messenger RNA, 471 nt
Organism: Nezara viridula (southern green stink bug)
Lineage: Eukaryota; Metazoa; Arthropoda; Insecta; Hemiptera; Pentatomidae
Source: the annotation of a GenBank genome assembly
AUGAUUGCCCUGACAUUAAUCUCUGAUAAAUUCCUCCAAUUCAUCACGUCGCAUCAGGGAAGAUCCGCAGAAAGACGAGAUGGUUCCUCCCAUUUAAAUGCCGAAUCGUACCUGGACGUCGCUUUUGGACCAGGAACGCCUGGUCUUCCUGGAGCAAACGGAUCACAUCACACAAGAACUAAAAGGAUGAGGACAUCCUUCAAGCACCAUCAGCUGAGGACGAUGAAAUCCUACUUCGCCAUCAACCACAAUCCCGACGCAAAGGACCUCAAGCAGCUUUCCCAAAAGACUGGGCUCCCGAAGAGGGUUCUCCAGGGGGAUCCCGUUCCAGCCGGACUCCAUGGCGACAUCCCUAAUUCUCUGGAAUCUGGCCCUUCCCAAGUCUUGGAGGGAAAGAAGGACCCGCAACUCCACAAUUUGACCCAUUUCAUUCCUCUUUUUUUUCUGGUGGAGAAACAACUCCUUGACUGA